AAUUUCCAUGUCUGGAAUUCUGGUUGGCCGGCUUGGCUUGGUCUUUGUCCAAAGCCUGUGCGUGAUCUCGGAAGCUUGCCUGGGUGGUUUUAGAAACGGGGACCUCGCGGAGAAGACAAACCACGCUAACGCACAGUCCUCCGGAGCAAAGCGACCAACUCAGCCCUGUCUCCCAGCCGGGCACACAUCGAAAGCAGCUAAAAUUUUAUGAACUUUCGUGGCUUCUCCAUUGCUCUUUUAAUAUUGUCCUACAAGCUAUUUUUUUGUUGACAUCAAUAAACUUGGCAGACUUUUUUUCUUGAAGAUAAUCAAAGCAAUCCUUUUUAUAAAAAACUUUUUAACACAAACUUUUUAAAUCAGUUCUCUCUCUCUUUAUUUUUAAAGGAGAACUUUGGUUUUGCAAGUCUUCUUGAAAAAAAAAAACAGAAGGAAAAAAUAUUUUAUUUGAAGAAAUACUAAAGAGAAAAAAAUAUUGAUGGUGGUUUGUCUUUUUUUUUUUUUGCAAACACCAGACAGAAAAUCUCCGAUUCAAAAACGAGGGCCCCGGACGGACUGUGCGUUUGGGAAAGUCUAUAGCACAACAGAUAUAGACUACUGGGAGACAAAACACAGCAAACUAUCAAAACCCGCUGCACAGCUUUUGCAGUUGUGAAAAAGUUGAACUAGUGUUUUAAUCGAUUCUCUUUUAGGUCCUACAUUUUUUAAUUGUCCUCACACUAUGGCUGGGAUCAACGUGCUGUCUCUGGUUUGGGCUUCUGCUGUGCUUUUGGUUGCGGUGCGUGCAGAACUGAAGACCAGAACCUGCACCGAAGUGAGGCUCGCGUACGGGUCCAAGGGUUUUAAUCACAAUGACGUACCACACCAAGGAGUGAACGGUGCCCAGUUGAAGGUGUGCCCGCAGGGCUUCACAUGCUGCACCCCUGAGAUGGAGGAGAAGCUGAGCCAGCAGAGCCGCACUGACCUCCGAGCCCCAGUGACCCAGCUGAGCUCCAACCUGCAGAGCACCUUCACACAGCGCCACCGCCGCUUUGACCAGUUCUUCAAGGAGCUGCUGGACAACGCGGAGCGCUCCCUGCACGACAUGUUCACCCGGACGUACGGAGUCAUGUACGUGCAGAACGCAGAGCUCUUCAAGCAGUUCUUCCAGGACCUCAAGCGCUACUACGUGAGCGGGGGGGUGAACCUGGAGCAGAUGCUGUCCGAGUUCUGGGCUGGGCUGCUGGAGCGCAUGUUCAAGUUGGUCAAUGUCCAGUACCAUUUCACUGAGGAGUACAUGGAGUGUGUCAGCAAGCACACUGAGCAGCUCAAGCCCUUCGGAGACGUGCCUCGCAAGCUCAAACUGCAGGUCACGCGCUCCUUUGUGGCGGCCAGGACUUUCGCACAGGGGCUGGCGGUCAUUGGCGACGUGAUCGGCAAAGUGUCCACGGUGAACGCAUCUCCGGACUGCGUGAGAGCUGCCAUGAAGAUGAUGUACUGUCCCUACUGCAGCGGGCAGGUGGCGCUCAAGCCCUGCCCCAAUUACUGCCUCAACGUGAUGAAGGGCUGCCUCGCGAACCAGGCCGACAUGGACACGGAGUGGAACAACGUCAUGGAUGCCAUGCUGAACCUGGCAGAGAGACUAGAGGGCCCCUUCAACAUUGAGGCUGUGAUGGACCCCAUUGAUGUCAAGAUCUCAGAUGCCAUCAUGAACAUGCAAGAAAACAGCAUGCAGGUCUCCCAGAAGGUGUUCCAGGGGUGUGGGCAGCCCAGGCCUGCUGUUCCAGAUCGCGUCUCGCGCUCAGCUCCUGAUGGCGGGUUCAAUGCCAGGUUCCGCCCCUACAACCCGGAGGAGAGGCCCACUACUGCAGCGGGCACCAGCCUCGACAGACUGGUCCCUGAUGUGAAGAAGCACCUCAAACUGGCAAAGAAGUUCUGGUCCACGCUGCCGGAGAGCGUGUGCACGGGAGAGCGGAUAAGCGCUGGAGACGAGUGCUGGAACGGCACAGCAAAGAGCAGGUACGAUUCUGUGGUGAUGGGAAAUGGUUUAGCCAACCAGGUGGCCAACCCCGAUGUGGAGGUUGACAUCACCAAGCCGGACUUGGUGAUUCGCCGACAGAUAAUGGUGCUCCGCCUGAUGACCAACAGGCUGAAGAGCGCCCACAACGGCCAUGAUGUCACCUUCUUUGACAUGAGUGAGGAUGGCAGCGGGGAGGAGAGUGGCAGCGGGUGCGAGGGCCAGCAUUGUACAUCCGAUUUCGUCUUCACCCCCACCAUCACCAAGAUCCCUCCAGUGAUCGUGAGAUCGGGUGUGGCUUCGGGGGCAGUCAGUCUGCCACUGACCAGCUUUGUCCUGCUGCUGGGAGCUGCAGCUCUGGCCAUGCUGGCCUCUCGGAGAUAAUAUCUCUGGCGGUAGUAGGAGGACUUUGUCAACGCACAGAGACUGUCUUAAAGAACAUGGUCAGCACCUGGCCUUUGUUUGUCAUCUGGGGACUUGUGUUUUUUUAUUUUAGAAACCAAUUAUUCAACAGAGAUCAGUGUACAGCUUAGGGCCUCCAACCCAACAAUUUUUUUUUUUUUGCAGCAGCAGCAUUUUGUUUGAGAGAGAGAGAGAGAAUAUAAAUCAGAUUUCAAUUAAUGAGUUCCUCCCCUCUCGCCACCACACAUGCACCCCCAUUGCUUCUGUUAAAAUAACUUAUUUUGAGGUUUGUGAUAUUCAUAAACCUCCAGUGAGAAUCCCUGAUAUAUAAUGCUAGCAAGAGUUGUGGGUCUGAUGGUCCUUUUCUUAAAAUAUAAUAAAUGGGUCUUGAUUGUUGCAUUGUACAUAUAGAUUAAUAGGUCCUGGGGAACUCUGUGUUCAUCCCUGAUCAGAAACACACCCAGCAGCUUCCUAGUGGUGUUGGUGUGAAGUCUGCAGGCUGAGGUACAGUGUAAGCAGGCAGGGUGCCCAGGAUGGGUCACUCAGAAAUCGCUUGAACCCCCUGCAGACCGCGCAUGCAGGUGAUGAGUGUCUGAGGAGCGAGGAUUUCAUACACAAGUUUGCGUUCAAUGCAAACUUGUCCCGUGCUGAUGAGAAGUCAGUUGAAUAUUUUUUUAAGACCGGAGAAUCCCGGUCUGUAGGACCGGUGACAUUAUUCCAAGAUUUAAUGAAUGAAACUAAAAAGAUACUCGAAGAAUGACCUGUGCUUGUGUUCCCCAUGGAGACCAUGCACUGCCAGCCAGCUGUGUGUGGGUGCGUGCGUGCGUGCAUGUGUGGAAAUGUAAAGAAUGCACCCCAGCCAAAAUUUUCAAGUCCAAACCCAUCCCUUUUUUAACUUUUUUUUUAAAAAUAAUUAAUAGCCAGAUAUUCACAAGCCUGGAGAUUUGAACAAAGCCCUCACUUAGGGGCUACAUCUGGUUGUGGUUUUAACCGCGGCUUGCAGUGAAUUCUGUUGGUGCUUUCCUUCUCUAUGCUUGUUUUUGUAUUCACAUGAAACGGGGGGCGGACUGACUGCUAAGCUGUUACUGCCAAACUUUUUUCUCUCCCCUAAAGCUGAUGUCAUUAUUACAAGUCUGUAUUGGUGUGUGUUGGGAGGGGGGUGUCGGUCCGGAUUCUGUCCCGUUGGGGGGUGACUGAGACACAAGGUGGUCAGGAUCCCUUGCCCGACCCCUCCACCCGGAUCAGGGUCACGACAUCUGGCAGAGAAUUAACUGGGUGGGGUUCAAACCCACCUCCCUGAAGGUGCGAGAUGUGAGCAGCUGGAAGAUUGUAAAUAAGGACAGCAAUGUUAUAAAUAAUAUAGAGGUCUCUGAAAGAGGCAAUAACAAUCCAAUGAAAAGUUUUUUGUACACAUCGGAUAACAAUGACUGGAGGAGAGAUUAUAGAUAUUAAAAAGUGAUGAAAGUAAACAAA
Molecule: messenger RNA, 3868 nt
Organism: Acipenser ruthenus (sterlet)
Lineage: Eukaryota; Metazoa; Chordata; Actinopteri; Acipenseriformes; Acipenseridae
Product: glypican-4
Exons: 9
Coding region: 719-2377 (552 amino acids)
Biological process (GO): regulation of protein localization to membrane; cell migration; regulation of signal transduction
Cellular component (GO): cell surface; extracellular region; plasma membrane
Source: RefSeq, a predicted model, not a curated record